This is a messenger RNA of Zygotorulaspora mrakii, 2013 nucleotides long. It is a transcript of the gene VHS3, whose product is annotated as phosphopantothenoylcysteine decarboxylase complex subunit VHS3. NCBI's taxonomy places the organism in Eukaryota, Fungi, Ascomycota, Saccharomycetes, Saccharomycetales, Saccharomycetaceae. Gene Ontology annotation, molecular function: phosphopantothenoylcysteine decarboxylase activity; FMN binding. The record is from RefSeq and is a predicted model, not a curated record. The transcript has a single exon. Gene Ontology annotation, cellular component: phosphopantothenoylcysteine decarboxylase complex. Gene Ontology annotation, biological process: coenzyme A biosynthetic process. The coding region runs from base 1 to 2013 and encodes 670 amino acids.
AUGACGCUGCCUUCGAAGGAUAAGAAACACUCGGGUCUCGUUUCUCCUAGAUUUAUCUCUGCUGCUAGGAAACCUAACCCGGAUGGAUCGAUGAGUAGCCCUAGCGUGCUUUCGUUUCAAGGCGGUUCUACUAACGCCGGACCUGCAGCCGGCGUUUCAGUUUCCACUUCCAACCUAGGCUCGCCAGAAGUGGCUAAUUCCGUGAGCCCUGCUGGUUCGCAAACAAAAUCGAUCAUGAAUGCUAGCGGUACUUCGGGCGCUGUUGUCAGUAAUAGCCCGGAGCCGGGGUUGAAACGUGUUGCAACUGUCACCUUCAGUGACUUGAAAGCAGCAAACACUGCGAAGCCAGGGGCUUCUUCAGAGUCGGAGCCAGAAGGAUCUCAGCUCAAGAAUGCUGGAAACGCCCCAGCAGAAAGAAAUGGGGGUGCUUCACUGCCAAUGGGCACAUCAUCUGAACGUCGCAGAUCAUUGAAAUCUAAUUCCCUUCUAUCUACUUUGAAGACCAAGAGUCCUGGUGCCUUAGGAGCCCCUGCGGUACGCGAGCCAAGAACUUCUUCAUUACCACCAGAACAACGCAAGAUAAACAAUAUAAUAGCGGAAGAAAUUGGGCACUCUCAUUCUCCUCUUGCGCCCAAACGGUCUGAUGUCGAGGGGAAGCCUACCAAAGGUGAAGAGCAUCCUCAUUUUUAUGUGGAGGAUCCUUUACAUACUCCUUCUACAAGAUCCCGAUCAAAUAGCACUAGUCCCAAGCCUGGGAUAGGUUUUCCUCAAUUACUAAAUAAUACAGUCGGCGAGCUAGAAGGAUACGGUAUACCAAAGCAUAAUGAACAUAUCUUGGAAGCUGUUUUGGAAGAGUCUACAGGACAAAAGGUAGCACCAAAUAUUCCAAAGAGAGAAAACGCCAAGAAUCUGGACGCAAGGUUGCCACAAGAUGAUGGUAAGUUGCAUAUCUUGUUCGGCGCAACAGGUUCAUUAGCGGUUUUCAAAAUAAAGCUAAUGAUUAAGAAGCUGGAGGAGAUUUAUGGAAGAGAUAAGGUAAGUAUACAGGUAAUACUCACCCAGUCUGCAGAGAGGUUUUUUUCCAAGAGGUACACCAAAAGAUAUGGCGGUGGUGAAACGCCAUCGGAUUCCAGAGUAUGCUCGGGAACGAUGCCUGCGGUUUCGAAUUUGCCGGGGAGUAAUCUAAAUCCUGUUCAGCAACAACAGCAACAAGAGAUAAAGCAACAGCUGCAACAAUCACAAAUACAGCAAUCCCAGGAAAAACUACCUCAGAGGGUAGGCAGUACUUCAAGCCUUACACCUGGCACACCUACCAUAAUCAGUGGACCUUCCUGCUCAGCUGCAUUGCAAGCUGAGUUGCCACCCCAUAUUCAAAUAUGGGUGGACAGAGAUGAAUGGGACAUCUGGAAGCAGCGUACCGAUCCUGUUCUGCACAUAGAACUACGUAGGUGGGCAGAUAUAUUAGUUGUUGCACCCCUUACUGCUAACACGUUGUCAAAAAUUGCGCUGGGAUUAUGUGAUAACUUACUUACGAGUGUUAUAAGAGCAUGGAACCCGAUGUUUCCCAUUUUUUUGGCACCUUCAAUGGUUAGCAGCACGUACAAUUCCACCAUGACAAAGAAACAACUGAAGAUCAUCAAGGAAGACAUGCCAUGGAUAACAGUUUUCAAACCUUCCGAAAAGGUUAUGGGAAUUAAUGGUGACAUUGGUUUAGGUGGCAUGAUGGAUGGGAAUGAAAUCGUGGACAAGGUUGUCAUGACACUAGGUGGUUAUCCAAAGGAUGAAAAAGAGCUCGACGAAGACGAUGAAGACGAUGAAGACGAUGACGAAGACGACGAUGACGAUGAAGGCGCAAAAUCGAAAUUAUGUAAAGAGGGGGAUGGAGAAGAUGACGAUGACGAUGAUGAUGAUGAUGAUGAUGAUGACGAUGAUGACGAUGACGACGACGACGACGAUGAUGACGAUGAUGACGAUGACGAAGGCAAUGAAGCUAAACAAACUUUGAAGAAAUGA